Molecule: messenger RNA, 825 nt
Organism: Saccoglossus kowalevskii
Lineage: Eukaryota; Metazoa; Hemichordata; Enteropneusta; Harrimaniidae
Biological process (GO): outer dynein arm assembly; cilium movement
Cellular component (GO): outer dynein arm
Molecular function (GO): dynein light chain binding; dynein heavy chain binding
Source: RefSeq, a predicted model, not a curated record
UAAAAUUGCCAGAGUUGAAGAAACAGAAGCUGCUAUUUUUAAAAAAUACCAUAGCCAUGACAGAGCCAUGCAACUCAUCCACGAGGAACUCUAUUAGAGAUCACUAAGAAAAUGACUAAAGACACAAUAUUAGAGUACCUAACACUGCAGAGAAUGGCCAGGAAAAUGGCUGAUCAUUUAACAGUUAAUACAGCUGAGUCUAUUGCAAUUGGUGACCCUAAGGGUAGGAAUACCAGUGAUCCGGCCUAUCAUAUGAUUACAAAAACUCAUGGGAGUUAUCGCAAAGAAAGAGAUGAAAAAAGAAAAGACAUAUGGGCACAUACACAAUCUCUGCAUUAUCUAGGAAAGAAAGUGGCUGAACCAUCACAACCCAUUCAACAACAACAGAAGCCGUCACAACAACCACCCCCUCAACAGCAAGAACCAUCACCUCCCACAUCUGAAGUAGAGCAGAAAGAUGGUCCUGAUGUCAAAAUAUUACAGUUUCAUGACAUUGCACCUUACCAUCUACGACCCAAUAGUUCUUUAUCCAGUGCUUUCCAAUUGUACAGACAGCAAGAGGCUCUGUACUGGCAAGAAAUGUACACUGUACCAAGUGAUAUUCGAGUAAGCCGUAAAAUUGAAGGAGUGGAAAGCACAGCUUUGUCACCAAACCAUCGUCUGUUGGCACUUGGUAGUGUACAUGGUGAUAUAUUUGUAUAUGAUUUAUGGUAUGAUCCACCCCGUGUUAUCAGACUCAUCCACAAUGAAGGUACAUCUGGUGAUCCAGUGAUAAACAUUGUAUGGAGUAUGGAUGCAUUGCAACUUAUCACACUCAAUGAAUCU